AUGGCGACCACAUUUAGACGCUCAAUUGAGCAAUUAGACGGCAUCACCAAACUCCUCACGACGCGCUGCACAGAUACCCAAGAGAGCAACACAUGCGAGAAGCCCACCUCGCACACACAGAUUGUGGUUGGAGUCGUCGUUGCAACAGGUCUUCUUAUCUUGGGGUCGGCACUAUUAGUUCUAGUCUGGUUGACUCUGAGACGGAGACAAAUUGACAAACUCGAAGAAGCGACCGAUCCAUUCGAACUGGCCGCCUAUGGCCUCGAGCAGACGCCAGUCCAGAAACAGAGGCGACGCGAUCGCUUUAAGGCGAUGUUGGGGAGAAGAUGA
Molecule: messenger RNA, 330 nt
Organism: Trichoderma harzianum CBS 226.95
Lineage: Eukaryota; Fungi; Ascomycota; Sordariomycetes; Hypocreales; Hypocreaceae
Exons: 2
Coding region: 1-330 (109 amino acids)
Source: RefSeq, a predicted model, not a curated record